Messenger RNA from Anguilla rostrata (American eel), 3338 nucleotides. RefSeq names its product ORAI calcium release-activated calcium modulator 2 (gene orai2). Gene Ontology annotation, molecular function: store-operated calcium channel activity. Gene Ontology annotation, cellular component: membrane. Gene Ontology annotation, biological process: store-operated calcium entry. The transcript has 3 exons. Bases 523 to 1305 code for a protein of 260 amino acids. NCBI's taxonomy places the organism in Eukaryota, Metazoa, Chordata, Actinopteri, Anguilliformes, Anguillidae. The record is from RefSeq and is a predicted model, not a curated record.
AAUUGUUUUGCUGUAUUAAUAGUGGUAACUUGGCAAACACCAGUUAUUCUCCUUAACUACCUAGAAAUACUAGAUAAUUUUACACAGCUAACGUUAAGGUGACUAAGUGAUUUUUAAAGUUAUUGCUACGAGGUGUUGGAGAAUAACGAAAUGUUUUUUGGAUAUCUUUCGGCCAGCUCGUCCACCCUACAGUAGAUGUGACGUUCGCUAGCUAGUUGACGUUAGUUAUUCAUAUUUGGUAACUUACACAGAUACAUUCAGUUUGCUGGCUUCCAAAAAACUGUACGUAUGAUACGCCUUUAACUAAAGAUUGUUUGGUAACUUCGACCGGUUAGCUAACGUUGGCCAGUUCAUGUAGCUAAGUAAGUACACACUCAGGAUAUUAAAAUCAACGACAACGUCAGCAGUCGUUGAUCAUUUUCAAUACUGGAUAUUACAAGUCACUGUUGGUUUUGUGUUGCUGUUAUCCCUUUAUUGGAUUCUCUUUUAGUUUACACCAACCCUUUUGCUGUCCUCACAGCCAUGAGCAGUGAGCUGAACGUGCCAAUGGGCUCACCAGCCAUCGGGGGCUCGGAGCGACUACAGGACGGAGGGGGGAUGGACUACAGGGACUGGGUACGCCGGAGCUACCUAGAGCUGGUCACCUCUAACCACCACUCCGUUCAGGCGCUGUCGUGGAGGAAGCUCUACCUGAGCCGCGCCAAGCUCAAGGCUUCCAGUCGUACCUCGGCCUUGCUCUCGGGGUUUGCCAUGGUAGCCAUGGUGGAGGUCCAGCUGGAGAUGCAGUACAACUAUCCCCGCUUCCUGCUGAUCGCCUUCAGCGUGUGCACCACGGUCCUGGUGGCGGUGCACCUCUUCGCCCUGCUCAUCAGCACCUGCAUCCUGCCCAACGUGGAGGCGGUCAGCAACAUCCACAACCUCAACUCGGUGAGCGAGUCGCCCCACGAGCGCAUGCACCACUACAUCGAGCUGGCCUGGGGCUUCUCCACCGCCCUGGGCAUCCUGCUCUUCCUGGCCGAGGUGGUGCUGCUCUGCUGGAUCAAGUUCCUGCCCGUCGACUCCGGGGCCGUCCGCCCCAACUGCACCGCGGCCAACCCCACCCAGCCCGGGCACAGCGGCUGGCAGGCGGCCCUGGCCUCCACCAUCAUCAUGGUGCCCGUGGGCUUGAUCUUCGUGAUCUUCACCAUCCACUUCUACCGCUCGCUGGUCCGCCACAAGACGGAGCGCCACCACCAGGAGAUCGAGGAACUGCAUAAGCUCAAGGUGCAGCUGGACGGCCAUGACCGCGGCAUUCAAGCUGUUUGAACGUCCCCCCCCCACCCCACCCCAUUCUUGCCUUUCCUCUAGUUUUUGGGCCUGUACCGGCUUGCCUCCCACAGCACCAUGUUAACCCGGGACACCUUCAAAAACCCAUUUCAGCUCUAAUAAUAAAUUAAUAAAUGUUGCUUGGUGACUUCCUCUGUGUUUUGGAGGUUUGAGUAAGUCUCAGGCCCUGACUCGCGGGCUCAGUGUCCUACUGUUUGUGUGUACUUAGGCUAGAAUACGGUCCCUAUAUGUGAGAUGUGCUACUCUUGUGUCUGGUGUACGUGCUGUGUUUGGAAACAGAUUAACUUUAUAAGACAAGAGAGUUUACAGGUAACCCUAAGGGCUAAUUUGUUUUCAGUUUAAUUUACUUUCGUAUAUUUUUUUUUUUACUAUUUUUUUAUUAUUUCUAUGGUGGCAACUUUCACAUUCUGCACGUAAAUUAAAAUGUGGGUUUAAGAGUUUAAGGGGUGGAGCGCAACUGAAUUCCAAAUCAGAAAGUCUACCUUUAAUUUCUUGUCAGUUGUGUGGUGUUGCAGAUAGGACAGGAAACCACCAUGCAAGCUGUGUGCAUUGAUGCUCUAGUUUAGGAUGAUCGCUCAGUUGGUGCUACUGUCCAACGACUUGCACCCAGUUUGCAAGACAGAGAGGAACAUGCUAACAAGGUCCAGUCAGGAACCAAAACAAAAAAAGUGACCAGAUCAUCUCUGGUGAGAUAUGAGUAGUGGCUUAUAUUUAAGAGAACAUAUAAAUAAUUUAAGAAUAAGUUAUUAAAGGUCAAGGAAGAAGUGUAACGGUGAGCCUUGAAUAUACCUAUAAUGUCUUGCAGAAAGGAAAAGGUUCUUCAGUGGCAGUUUUCACACUUCACAUACACAGGUCUAAUGAAUUAAAUGCUUGUUAUUAAAAACAUUUCUUUGUAAAUUGGGUUCACUGCAGAAAUUGCAGAGGUUGGCAGAAGCCAGGGUAGAAGCUCCAUUUUACGAUACUGUCUUACAGGAAGAUGUGUUCUUGGUACCUCAUUAUCUCAGUAUCGAACACGGACAUGCUUAAACAAAAAAAGAAAAAAGAAAUGUAUCUAUAUAGGUCAGUUUUGGUCAAGCUCUUAGGAACCUGAUGUGUUUGAUGAACUCAUGGCUUAAUAUUUUGUGACAUGUAGCUUUACGAGCAGGAAAUAAAUGGCGGGGAAUAGUGACAAGUGUUACAACUGUUGCCAUUAUUUUAUUUUGUGGCUGUGUCUGUAAACAAAGGAAAGACAUUCCAGUAUGUUACCUGUUAGCAAGGGUGUAAUUUUAGGGGAUGGAGGGGGGAUAAGGGGGUCACAACCCUCAAAAUAUUAUAAAACAGGCCAGAUAACCCCCAAUAAUAUAGCAUGAUGAGAAAAAUGAUUAAAUACAAUAAAGCAACAGGAAGACAUAUUCAGUUUCCCGUUAGAAUUCGGGGGGGGGGGGGAGCGCAUUCCCCCAGACCCCCCUACAGGUUUGCAGUUCUCGGGGUCUAUGCAUUUCAACCCAAUAUUCUAACUAAAGUUACACCCUUGCCUGCUAGACCAAAACACAUCUGCUUUAUUUCUCUGAGACGAGAGGAUGCUGAAGUGCACUUGUAGUCUAGUUCAAUAUGAAAAUUAGUGGGCCAUUCCAUUGAACCACAGAGUGGCCAGGUAUUUAGCAUUUUCGGAGGGUUUACCUUUUUCUUACGUAUAAUCAAACUGAUGUGCUGUGUCAGCUCGGGAUGAACUAUAUCGACUUGUUUCCUUGAAGCUGAUACCCCUAACUGCUUUCUGCUCUUGCUCCCUAACGUGUGCCAACGUAACCUGACCAAAAUAACCGCUUAUUUAUUGACUUUGCGUAACCAUGGACGACUUCUCAAGCACUUGACCUUCCAAGUAGAAAAUGUUUACUUGUCCAUUUUUUGUGAACAAGAAUUUUGAUAAUGCUGUACCGUACCACAUAUUUUGAAUAUUGAUACAACGAUGCCAUGUAUGUCCACCCACUGAACUGAUUCUACACAUAACGGUUAUUAAAACAAGUUCUAUGGAA